UUGUUAUUUCUGUGUGUGUACGGCACAAUGCGUUACGUUCUUACUGCGUACCUGUUUAUUGUUUUUGUUUCGGUUUCGCUAAAUAAAGAUGUGGAAUUACCGGCACGCUGCACCUUGGCUCCUUUAUGACAGGGAAUUUGAGGAUUCAGAACGUGACAGAAACAGUAUAAGCUGCUUUCUCCCUCCUGGCUUCUCCUCCAUAUCUCUGUUUCCCAACGUUUACACGGAAGCUACCUCUCUUUUUGAUCUUUUUUUCUAAUCUAUUCUAUCUUUUGAACCAUUUUUCAUUAUGACUCGGUCAUUACAUACUUCUUCCAAACCACCUUUUACAUCAAGCUUUCGAUGUCUGGUGUUAAUACCUAACAAUUAAUGAUUUGUGCCGAAAAAAAAAAAAAAACACAAAUAUAUAUUUUCUGCACUGAUAAUCCUUAACAUGCCUUAUCCUUUUUUUAUGGUGGGUUUGGUAUGUUUGCUUUAUAAACUGAGUCAUCAGUGCUGCUAAUUCCCAUUUCCCUUAUUUUCCUGUCCUCCCACAUCUUCCUGUUUCCCUCCCUCCAUUCCUCUUUCCUCACCAACCCCUGUCUACCAUCCUUUCUAUCGCUCCACUGCCACCUCACCUGAUAAACCCAUUCCCUGUCUCCUACACUCUCUGCCUGUCUUUAUCCAUUAUUCAUAUUUAUUUUUUUCAAUCGUAAACAUCUGCAAAGCCAUGUGGUCCACCUUCUUUCUGCACGAAGAGGAUGGCAGGCCGAUUCCACCAGGGGCGGGAAUAGGACCCGGAGCAGGUACUCUGGGACUGACCGGUGUCAUGGGUGGCAGAGGGGCUGGGGCUGGUGCUAUGGGAGUUAAGCGCCGUGCAAAAGCGUCAACAUCAGGAGGCAUGAGCGAGGUCCAGGAGGGCAAGAUCAAGCUGGCGUUCUUCGUGGCCAUCGUGGGUGUGGUGUUGACUGUCUUGGGCUUGGGCACAGAGUAUUGGGUGGAGCUGUCCCCGCCCAAGAACUUCUACAACAACCAGACGUGUCUGGCAGCACACUACGGGCUGUGGAAAGGAUGCACCCGGACUCUGUGGGUGGCUGACAUAGACCCUGAGCGAGAGAGCUGUGGGCCGGCUGAACUGCCCGGAGAAUCUAACUGCACCUACUUCAAGUUCUACACCACUGGAGAGAAUGCCGUCAUCUUCCAGAAGACAACAGAAAAGAGUCUGAAUGUGGCGGCGGCCAUGAUGGCCCUCUUCGGUCUCUUCCUGAUGGUCACAGGGGCCAUAUGCAUCACCACAGCCCUCAGCAAAGGAGAAUCAUUCUUCCUCAAGGCUGCAUCGGUUUGCUUCAUUCUGUCAGGCCUCUUGAUUCUCCUGUCUCUUAUUGUUUUCAACCAAUCGGUACUCUCCUUCCUAGCCAGUGACCACUCGGUGCCGUUGCAUCACGAGUUGUCUUGGUCAGUAUCCUGUGUUGGGUGUGCAGGGGGCAUUCUUAUUUUGGGCGGAACCCUCUUUCUCUUGCUUGCGCUACCAUUCAGCCCCUGGCAAAGGUGUUUUCCCCCCAAAAAUGAAAGUGACAGCUAGUGGCGAAGAGGAGGUAUUGCACUUUACCUGUAUUGUCUUAUAACUGUUGAGAAAUGGACGGUCUCCUGCAAUUUUGCAUUGAAUCAUUUGAAGUUGUGUAGAGAGGGGUUCAAGUUGUUCAUCGUCUUGGACGUUUUUUCUCUCCUUAUUUUGCAUAAAUCAGUAGGUCAUUAAAGGGACACUAUGCUGUUCUUGACUUAUGAAAGGUGAAGAAUUAACGCAAUGCCAAAUUACUUGUGUGCUAGUUGACAGCAAAUGUUUUCUCACAUUGAAUGUGCAAAAUGUAAUGUGCAAGUAUGUUCCCCCCCUCCCCAAGUGUGAAAUUCAAUUGAAUUCAAAAUCAUUUUAAAUGAAUUUAACAAAAACAACAUUUUGCAGUUGUGUUUUGAAUUGGUAAACAUUACUUCAUUAUUUUUGCCAAAUCUUUGGUGAUAUUCUGAUCGACAGUCUUAUUAGAGAGUAUAAUCCUUAAGGAUAGUAAUUGGGAUUCAGAUGUAUUGCACAGAAUGAAAGUACAGUACAAAAAUUCUAGAGUUUCUAGUAAAUAAAUACAUACACAAUCUCAUGAUAUUGCAAUGUUUUUACAACUGUCUUUAAUAUACAGAUGAGUAUAUAUCAAAGAGACAUUAGCCUCUAAAUCCAAAUGUUUUCAGACCUCAAAGGUCAAGAUUAGUCUACGUCCCAGGCCAUCAUGUUUUGUAGAUUCAGUUAUAUGUCACAAUAUAAAAGUAAUGUAAAAGACAAGCACCAUGCAAAUUCCAGAUAUGCAGAGCUUAUGUUUUCCAUUAAGUUGUGUAGUGUAAGAUGUGUGGACCCCUAUUGACAUUAGACUACCUUCGAGGUCUAAAAACAUCUGACAAAUUUUGAUUUUGGAGUCUAAUGUCCCUUAAAAUUUUAGAUACACCAUCUGCUCUUGGUGUGUGGGUGACUAUAUUAUAGAAAUUACAAUAAAUUAUUAAAGCGGCACUGCCUAAAAACAUCUCUGCCUGAAAGGACAGGCAAUUUCAUCGUAAACCCUAUUGAAGAGGUAAAGUGCUACAAUUUAUUGUAGCAUUUUGGCUACUAACCAGUAAUAUAAGGUUGCAUUGUAAAUACACUAUUCAAAGUCAUAUGAGCCUUCAGUGUUGUAAAUGAAUAACGUAAAAACAUUUCAUGUGUUCUGUGUAACCCAAAUGUCACACGUUUAUAAAUACUGUAAGAUUUUGUAUCUGUUUUGUCUUUUUCUAGUGAGAUAGUUGUCAGAGGUAAUCUGUGCAUAUCUGUAUUUCAAUGGGUAUUGAAAGGUAAAUUGUGUCUGUGGUUUUCAAUGGAAAUAAUUGCGUAUGUAAGACUUGAUUUAUUAUUAAAUGUGAAGACAACAUACUGUA
This is a messenger RNA of Salmo salar (Atlantic salmon), 2928 nucleotides long. The record is from RefSeq and is a predicted model, not a curated record. NCBI's taxonomy places the organism in Eukaryota, Metazoa, Chordata, Actinopteri, Salmoniformes, Salmonidae.